Molecule: messenger RNA, 2631 nt
Organism: Annulohypoxylon truncatum
Lineage: Eukaryota; Fungi; Ascomycota; Sordariomycetes; Xylariales; Hypoxylaceae
Exons: 2
Coding region: 140-2422 (760 amino acids)
Biological process (GO): transmembrane transport
Cellular component (GO): plasma membrane
Molecular function (GO): transmembrane transporter activity
Source: RefSeq, a predicted model, not a curated record
ACUGUGUAUGGUUUGCAUCACCGUGCCGUCGUCACCGCUAGUGAUUAAUUUACUUUUCUCACAUCCUACCUCAUUCUCCCUAACUAUCUUACCUCCUUCUUAACCUGCUGGAGUCUACCUCCUCCUGCGCCGACCGAACAUGUUUUCUGAAUAUGCCUCAAGGUUUUUAGCCCAGUCGCAGUCCCGAUUAUCUAACUUCGGCCAACCCGACAACAACGACACCUCGAACCGACCAUCACAAGGAACACCAGGUCGUUUUGGCAGACAUCCUUCCCGAUCUUCGUAUCAGACCCGGCUCGGAAAUCCUUAUCAGCCUGCUGGUUCUCGAUUCGGAGGCUUCUCGCGAUACAAUGCUACUUCGGAUGCCCCGCUCUUCCAUAGUGCUUUGAACGAGUAUCGGGAAGACGAAGACGACGACGAUGCGAGGGAAGCUGCCGAUCUCCGAGCCCUGCAACGAUCUCGCCGAGUAUUCGUCUCAAGUCGGCUGGAGGAAAGUUCGGCUUCCGAAGGCGAUGGCCUCGGUGCGUCGUCCGGGCACAAUGGGAGUGAGUCACAUGGCAACAUGUAUUCCAGCGCUCGUCCCAUAGGAGGAAUCAAGAGCAGUUGGAACGGUGAAUCAAGCUUCAAGGAUAGGCAUUUCAAGCGCGGCGACAGCGGCAUGGCAAAAGAGCCAGAUGGUUUGGGCAACAGGCGACAGGAUUCAGGGAGCGAUGAGGGUGGAAAGAUGGUUGAUAUUGGUUUAGAGUCGACAGUGCUAGACAAUGAGGUACCCGAUGACCUCUUACAAGAGACCCCUACAGAUUCGUCACCGCCCGCCUUCCAGCAGUUCAAGUCGGCCUCGGGUGGACCAAAAGGCCUAGCCGCCGGCAGGAGAGGUUCGAACUUAGAGUACGACCAACGCAUGAUGCGUCAGGCUAUAGCGGAGGAGGAUGAGGAUGAGGAGGAAGAAGAACGAGCAGAAAUCCCUGCACCAGCGCCCGCUCGAAUGUAUGGUGAGAUAUUUGUGCAUGAUCAGUUCUUCGCCUGGAUUUACCUUAUAGCCGUCGCAUCCCUCCUCGCCACUUUCGUGCUAGUAUGGUUGCAUACAUCUGUACCUAACAGGAAGAUUGGCGACACUAUCUACACGACCCUUCAUUCUUCUUUCUACCUCCUGGCAGUGGAUACCUUAGUUUCGAUUAUCGUCGCCUUGGUUUGGAUGGCAGCACUGAGAUCCUUUGUUCAGCCCUUAGCCCUACUUAUUCUGCUAGGUGUUCCCAUCGUUCUCGUCUCUUUCUCGUUAUACCCGAUGAUCUCUAGUUUCCAAGGGCCAGACCAUGGGUCGCGAGUACAGGACGUUGUCAUGAGAUGGGCAGCAGUUAUUCCAGGUAUCUGCUCCGUCGUCUGGGUAUGGCUAUUAUAUAAGGGGCGUCAUGAGAUACAGAGAGCGAUAGACAUACUGGACUUCUCGAGCCGCAUUCUCGCUGCCAACCCAGCACUUGUGCUUCUCGGACUUGGUUCGUUAGGCUUCGUUGUUGGAUGGACGUGGAUAUGGCUGUGGAUGUUCACCAGGAUCUUCCUCGGCGGUUACUUCUCCAAGUCUAUCUCGGCCUUCGUCAUCGGUACUGCGACUUGGUGGCUCGCGGUAUUCUUUUUCCUCAUGUACGUCUGGACCCUUUCCGUCAUGAGUGGUGUUGUUCGCGCCACGACGGGGGGUACCGUAUCAAACUGGUACUUCUUCCGCAAUAACCAAUCGCCUGCAACAUCCAACGCGAUCGUCAAAGGCGCAUUAGGACACUCCACAACCACGGUAUUUGGUACGAUAUGUGCCUCUACACUUCUGUCACUGGCGGUUCGGGUUCCCAUAUUGAUCCUACCUCGUCGUAUCUCGAGUAUAUUCGAGUUCAUAGGAUGGCGACUGGCUCCCCGUCCAGUGUCUGUUUUAACUAACCCCCUGGCGCUGACGUAUGCGUCGAUUCACUCGUUACCCCUGAUGGAGUCAGCAUCACAACUUAGUAGGAUCCAGUUUCUAGCUACAGGGCCGACUACGACUCUUACACCGAGCGCAUUCUCCCGUCGCGGACAGUCAACGGCAUCGUUAAUGCCCUACCGAAUGGCGAAGAUGCUCCUCCAUGCCGCCCGGUUCGUUAUGUCGACAGCACUAGGGUUUGCGGCAUGGGUUAUGACUGCACGGCAGCUGCAGAUCCAACUUCCAGAUGGUCCUGGUAUCAGGGGAAGCGCAUAUGCGUACGUUGUGGGUAUGGUGGCUAGCAUGAUCGGUUGGGGUGUGUUAGGGGCUAUGGAAGGUAUUCUAUCCGGCAUUCUCGACGGUGUGCUCAUAUGCUAUGCUAGCGAAAGGCGGCUAGGUAGUGAGCGAGCCACCUACUGCAUUGAGGCGGCUAGACUCUUCGAGGAGAGGCGAUAUGAUGAGAGGGAUAUGGUUUGAUAACCUUCUUUUUUUUCUUCAACUACAGUUUACGCAUUGCACUUUUAGCCUCGGCGUUUUGCGUCUAGGCCGCCAAAGACGGUGGAUAGGAGUCUCGAGAUUGGACAGGACAGCUUAGAUUAGGUGUAUUGAAACGAAACUUUUCACAGCAUAAGCAGUACUUCCAAUGGUGGCAUAUUGAGUUUGCACUGAUCCCACAGAACGGGAGG